Molecule: messenger RNA, 1185 nt
Organism: Aspergillus calidoustus
Lineage: Eukaryota; Fungi; Ascomycota; Eurotiomycetes; Eurotiales; Aspergillaceae
Source: the annotation of a GenBank genome assembly
AUGUCGUCUGCAUCACACGGUGAUCCUUCGUCCUCUACCACUCCUACUCACGCCGGCUCCACCCCCUCCUCUACCUCAGCCUCUUUCCCAGGAACCGACCCUCCAAACCACGACCACAAAGAGAACAACAGCUCCCACAGUCCUCCCUUCCAUCAAUCCGCGGCCUCCUACUUCUCCUAUCCUGUCACACACGUCGUCUCCGGCCUCUACCGCCGCCUAACAGAUCCCCCAGCGAACAAUAACAACGGCACCAUGAUGUCCCGACUACGCCGCAACAACCCGGACCCAUCCUCGUCGUCCUCGUCCAUUUCCUCCCAAGCACAAAUCUUCACGCCCGUGCGCACCGUCUCCCCUUUUCAACCCCCGCCCUUGACGCCUCUUACCCUCCUCACAAACGAGGAACACUCAUACGAAAACACCUUGCACCCGCAAAACCAGCUCCUCACCCGCGCCCUCGCCGAGGAAAUCCGCUUACUCGUCCCGCCCCGUCUCCAGCUCGUCGACACAUGGCGUUUAGCAUAUAGUCUCGACCGGGACGGCGCCUCCCUCUCAACUCUUUACGAAAACUGCCGCGCGCUCUCGAACCGCAGCCCGAGGGCCGGCUAUGUGCUCAUCAUCCGCGAUGCUUCACCCUCCGCAUCCUCCGUCUUUGGCGCCUACAUGACAGAUCCCCCGCACCCGAACUCGCACUACUUUGGUACAGGCGAAUGCUUCCUAUGGAGAGCUAGCGUCCUCCCACCACCAUCAACAGCCUUCUUCUCAGCAGACGGCGGAAUCCCCGACGAAGAAGCCCUCGAGAAAGCCGGGCUACCGCCCCCGCCGAGCGCAGACACGACGAACGUCGGUCGAUCAACGACGCUACGAGGCGAAAAGCUUCAAUCGAAGCCAAUCGCCCCGCAUACGCAUGUCCUCGCUCAAACCCGGUCAUCAAACAGCGGCACAUCUACGCCCGACCGCAUCCGCUUUAAAGCGUUCCCGUACAGCGGAGUAAACGAUUACAUGAUGUUUUGCGAAACUGGGUUUUUGAGUCUAGGCGGAGGGGACGGCCAUUACGGCCUGUGGGUCGACUCCAGCAUCGAGAAGGGAGUCAGCGCCUCCUGCCAAACGUUCGGCAACGAGCCGCUCUCGGACGAGGGUGUGAAAUUCGAUGUCAUCGGCGUCGAGGUGUGGUAUGUCGGUUCUUGA